UGCUUGGUAUGUUCAAGCGGCCCGUCCACGGUCACACUGGUUGAGACGAGUCGAGAGGAAAUUGCAGCGUAAAAGUCGAAUUUCAAGCCCCACAACCAUGCGUCUAUCCUCGAUCCUGAAUGGCCAGCAUUUUGGCAACUUGGCCAAGGUGCACGGCAUCGUCACCUACAAGCUGUCGCCCUUCGAGCAGCGCGCCUUCGCUGGAGCGAUCAGCAAGGGACUGCCCAACAUGGUGCGUCGCUUCCGCUCCAACGUCUUCAUCGUUACUCCCCCCUUCAUCGUGGGAUACCUGAUCUACGAUCUGACCGAACGCAAGCACACCGCCCUGCUGCGCAAGAACCCCGCUGACUACGCGAACGACGAAUAAGCGUCCCAACUAGCAGAUAGUUAUGUUAAACUAAUUAAUAAAACUAAACCCACAGUUCAAGAGAGUUGUGUGUUUCGGUUGCUGGAAGGCUAAACACCAAAGGCUUUGUACUCAUACGUUACACAUGGGAUAAUUUUAUGUUCUAUUUUAUCAGUUUUAUUGCUCUGUUUGCUAAACAAUUCUAGAGAGAAUUUGUUUUUCUGGAUGAGCAGCUGCAUCAGCUGUUCCCCAGUCUUGGUUUGAGUCCAAGCUAUCUCGCCCUGCAAUGUCUCAAAAUAAAAUAACAAAAAAUUCAUAUGAUGAGAAUUUCAAAGAAAAAACACGACAUGGAGGCAAUAUAUUACGUUUUAAUAAUAAAAUAAAAAUUUUACUUGUUUUU
Molecule: messenger RNA, 746 nt
Organism: Drosophila melanogaster (fruit fly)
Lineage: Eukaryota; Metazoa; Arthropoda; Insecta; Diptera; Drosophilidae
Gene: UQCR-Q
Product: Ubiquinol-cytochrome c reductase ubiquinone-binding protein
Exons: 3
Coding region: 98-367 (89 amino acids)
Biological process (GO): mitochondrial electron transport, ubiquinol to cytochrome c
Cellular component (GO): mitochondrial inner membrane; respiratory chain complex III
Source: RefSeq, marked reviewed